Messenger RNA from Cucurbita pepo subsp. pepo (vegetable marrow), 924 nucleotides. RefSeq lists its product as uncharacterized. The record is from RefSeq and is a predicted model, not a curated record. Lineage: Eukaryota; Viridiplantae; Streptophyta; Magnoliopsida; Cucurbitales; Cucurbitaceae.
AUUAAUUGACCUGAAGUUGAUGGGUCAGUCCAAAUGGGUUUAAGCUUUAGGCUUCAAGAAUGGUAUCACCAUAAUUUCUUGGGUGGUUGAUUCAGACUUCAAUUUAAUAUCAUGUAUUCCAAUUGUUUACUUCAACUCCAUUCUGGUAAAUUUCUCCGAAGUUUCUCGCUCGAUUCCUUCCUAAUUUCUUCCAUCUCUUUCCAAUCACUGAACUUAACUACCAAUUCCAUAUCAAACCAAUAAAGCCCUAGAUCAGUGCAGGAAUUUCAGCUUUCAAGGUUCCGCCAAGUUUCUCCCAUGGCUGGAAUGCUUCCAGGUGUAGAGUGUGCUCGAAGAAGACGGCUACAUCAAACCAAAGCAUGCUCUGAUUCACCGCCCAUCGCCGCCACUCGGACCUUAACCAGGAAAUCCGUUCUCUGCUUGUACACAAGCAACCACGAAACGCUCCUCGCUUCAAAUCCCUCUCUGCAAGGAAGCCUGUUAGUCGAGGCACAAGAAAACGAUAAUCUGGACGGAAUCGCGAGAGAGGCGAAGAGGAGAUUGGACGAGCGAUUGAGGAAAUCAGAGGAUAAAAGAGGGAUAGCGACGAGAAGGUUCAGUUGGACGAAUUGGAUCGCCGGCGAGCAAAACAAUUGUGGUCAGUGCUGGUGAUGAAGACAACGUCAUUCCAGUGGCUCCUUCUUCUUCUUCUUCUUCUUCUUCUUCUCCUUCUUCUUCUUCUUCUUCUCCUUCUUCCGCACAGUGCUUGUUUUUAUUUAUUCAACACAGGAUGGGAUGAUAACUUUUUUUAUUUAGAACUGCUCGUAAUUUCCUCCAGAUUUUUCGUUAACUCGUGACGAAAAACAUUUGUCAAUAUGUUUUCUGAUGUAUGAGAUGUUAAAAUACAGAGAUGUUUUUGGUUUAUCUGAAUGAUUCUGCUUACAA